Messenger RNA from Adineta ricciae, 438 nucleotides. NCBI's taxonomy places the organism in Eukaryota, Metazoa, Rotifera, Eurotatoria, Adinetida, Adinetidae. The record is from the annotation of a GenBank genome assembly.
AUGUCAACUGACUUGAAACAACCUAGUGCCAUUGAACUGUUAGCUACCUAUGGAACGCUACGAGACGAUAAUGAUACCAAUGCACCAUGGGCAAAGAAUUUCACUAAUGAUAUGAGUUAUGCUAUUACUGGCAAACUGACCGGAUACCAAUUGUUUGCUCAUUCAUCAUUAACCUACCCGUUUGCUAUCUAUACCGGUAAUUCAAGUGAUAGCAUCGUUGUACGUCUUCUAGGUUGGCCAUCGAGAGAACAGUUUGCGCAGAAAAUAACUCAAGCAGAUUUGAUCGAAGGUGAUGAUUAUGAACGAAAAAUAGUCGAAGUAUUAGUAAAUGACAAUGAAAUAAAACAUGCUUAUAUCUAUGUGCCGAAAUUGAAAGUACCUGAUCAGAGUUGGAUACGAAUUCCUAGUGGAGACUGGCUUCAAAGACCUUCCAAAUAA